AUGGACGAGAUGAAGGCACGGACAUUCACGGAAGAAGAUACGAUGGCCGAGAUUCCAGUAUGCACAAAGACGUACAAGCUUAACAACGGGGUUGAGCUUCCGGCCGUCGGGCUGGGAACAUGGCAAGGCACGUUUGGCAGCAGCGACGAGCAGGCCAUGGUGGACUCGAUCGUGCACGCGCUGCAAGCUGGUUACCGGAUGAUCGACACGGCGCAGAUCUAUGGGGUAGAGCGAGUAGUAGGCCGGGCGAUCGGCGAGAGCGGCGUGCCGCGCGACCAGAUCACGGUGGUGACCAAGUUCUGGGGUUACUGGCACCACGACCCGGCCGCGGCCCUGGCGAUCUCGCUGCGUGACCUGGGGCUGGACUACGUCGAUAUCUUCCUGAUGCACUGGCCGCAGGCGAUGACGCCGCUGCCAGACGCCGCAGUGCUGCCGCCGACGGCGAGCCCGACCAUCACGCAGACGUGGCGCCGCAUGGAGGCCCUCGUGGGUCCGCGCUGCCGUGCCAUUGGCGUGUCCAACUUUACGCAGCGCACGCUCGGACAGCUGCUCGACAGCCACGUCGCCGUCGUGCCGGCCGUCAACCAGGUCGAGCUGCACGCGCUCUGUCCAAACCUGCGGCUGCUUCCCUACUGCCAGCAGCACGGCAUCCAGGUCGUCAGCUGGAGCACGCUCGGCGGACCGGCCAGGUCCGACGGCCCCGCGAACCCGAUGCUCCAGCACGCCCUCUUCACCGACAUCGCCGCCGCCCACAACAUCAGCCCCGCCGCCGUGUCGCUCUCGUGGGCCGUCCAGCGCGGCGCCGCCGUCAUCCCCAAGAGCGCUAGCACCCGCCGCAUCGACGCCAACAUUCGCCUCGUCACCCUCUCCGACGCCGAGAUGGCCACCAUCAACAGCGCCCACGAGACACUCGGGCUCAUGCGCCUCUCCGACCGCUCGAUCUCGCUCGGCGUCGUCGUCGAUGGCAAGCGCACGCUCCUCGGCUGGACCAACGUUGAGAUGGGCUGGCAGGACGAGGAGGGGAAUUGGCUGACAUAG
Molecule: messenger RNA, 1038 nt
Organism: Grosmannia clavigera kw1407
Lineage: Eukaryota; Fungi; Ascomycota; Sordariomycetes; Ophiostomatales; Ophiostomataceae
Product: aldo-keto reductase
Exons: 3
Coding region: 1-1038 (345 amino acids)
Cellular component (GO): cytosol
Molecular function (GO): aldose reductase (NADPH) activity
Source: RefSeq, a predicted model, not a curated record